GCAAGAGGCGGGUGCACGACAAACCGCAAGCGGAAGAGUCAAAGUUCAGGAGCUAGAGGCAGCCGGGAGCCUGGGAAAUGGGACACCCCUACCUAACCAAGAUGCUGAGCUCCUCUCUGAGCCCGCAGAACCGCACCUGGUCAGACACCAUCUCUCUGCUCUUAGCUCUUGGCGUUGCUCUCUACUUGGGCUACUACUGGGCAUGUGUGCCCCAGAGGCCCCGUCUGGUGGCUGGGCCCCAGUUUCUGGCCUUCCUGGAGCAGCAUUGUCCAGUCACUGUGGAGACUUUCUACCCCACACUGUGGUGCUUUGAGGGACGGCUGCAAACCAUCUUUCGAGUCCUCCUGCAGUCUCAGCCUGUGGUCCCUUACCGGAGUGAAGUCCUCCAGACCCCAGAUGGAGGCCAGUUCCUUCUAGACUGGGCUGAGCAGACUAACAGCAGUCACUACCCGGACCCUGCCACGCAGCCCAUAGUACUGCUGCUUCCGGGCAUCAGCGGCAGUAGCCAGGAGCCGUACAUCUUACACCUAGCUGACCAAGCUCUGAAGGAUGGCUAUAGGGCUGUUGUAUUUAAUAACCGAGGAUGCCGAGGAGAGGAGCUGCUGACUCACAGGGCUUACUGUGCCAGCUACACUGAAGACCUCGAAGCAGUUGUGAAACACAUCAAGCGCCGCUACUCCCAGGCCCCACUGCUGGCUGUGGGCAUCUCUUUUGGAGGGAUACUGGUGCUUAACUACCUGGCACGGACCGGGAAGGCGGGAGGCUUGGCCGCGGGAUUGACCAUGUCUGCAUGUUGGGAUUCCUUUGAGACCGUUGACUCCUUGGAGACCCCACUCAACUCACUGCUCUUCAAUCAGCCUCUCACUGCUGGACUCUGCCGGCUUGUGGCCAGGAACAGAAAGUCAAUUGGAAAGGUGUUGGAUGUAGACUUCGCUAUAAAGGCCCGCACAAUCCGACAGCUGGAUGAGCGCUACACAUCUGUGGCUUUUGGGUAUAAAGACUGUGCGGCUUAUUACCAAGCCGCAAGUCCAAGAACCAAGGUAGAUGCCAUCCACACUCCUGUCCUCUGCCUCAAUGCAGCCGACGACCCCUUCUCCCCAGUCCACGGUGAGCGGCUGCAACGAGGCCUGGACCCCAUGGCUACGGCACAGAUGUGGGUUGUACUGAGAGAUGAGCCUGGGCUCUCCCCCGGGGCAGUUUCUGACCUCUCUGACUCCCUCCCAGCCUUCCCUCUGCAGGCUGCCCAGAAGUCUCCCUAUGUGGCUCUGCUCAUCACAGCUCGGGGUGGCCACAUUGGCUUCCUGGAAGGGCUGCUGCCCUGGCAACACUGUUAUAUGAACCGCGUGCUGCAUCAGUAUGCCCGAGCCAUCUUCCAGCACUCGGCGGGGCUGCCUGACCUGGGAGCACUCACUCCUGAAGAUGCAAAGAGCUGACAAGAGGACUGCUGGGGGUCUUGGUUCAAUCUUUCUCUCUUUAUUAAAUAUCAACUCUUUGUGCCUAA
This is a messenger RNA of Apodemus sylvaticus (European woodmouse), 1501 nucleotides long. It is a transcript of the gene Abhd1, whose product is annotated as abhydrolase domain containing 1. Gene Ontology annotation, biological process: medium-chain fatty acid catabolic process; medium-chain fatty acid biosynthetic process. The coding region runs from base 78 to 1433 and encodes 451 amino acids. The record is from RefSeq and is a predicted model, not a curated record. NCBI's taxonomy places the organism in Eukaryota, Metazoa, Chordata, Mammalia, Rodentia, Muridae. The transcript is spliced from 8 exons. Gene Ontology annotation, molecular function: monoacylglycerol lipase activity; acetylesterase activity.